Molecule: messenger RNA, 971 nt
Organism: Phragmites australis (common reed)
Lineage: Eukaryota; Viridiplantae; Streptophyta; Magnoliopsida; Poales; Poaceae
Exons: 2
Coding region: 143-700 (185 amino acids)
Source: RefSeq, a predicted model, not a curated record
CCCUCCCCAGUCCCCACUCCACACCGACACGCGACCGCACCGCCUUUUUAACUCCUCCCGCAGCAGCUGCGCUCGAGAGCACCCAACCACUGCCAACCAGCUGAGCUGCCAAGCUCGAGAGCGGGAGGGAGCGGAGUAAGCAAUGGCGUCCAUCAUCGUGCAGGUGGUGGUGAUCCUGCUCGACGUCAUCGCGUUCGGCCUCGGCGUCGCCGCCGAGCAGCGCCGGAGCAAGGCCACAGUCACCCCCGACGCCGCCAAGGAGUACGACUUCUGCGUCUACGACUCCGACAUCGCCACGGGCUACGGCGUCGGCGCGCUCCUCCUUCUCGCCGCCGCGCAGGUCGUGCUCAUGACCGCCAGCCGCUGCUUCUGCUGCGGCCGCGGGCUCAAGCCCGGGGGGUCGCGCGCCUGCGCCCUCAUCCUCUUCCUCAUCACAUGGGUGACGUUCCUCAUUGCGGAGGCAUGCUUGCUGGCUGGAUCAGUCCGUAACGCCUACCACACCCGGUACAGGGGCAUCUUCUACGGAGAGUCCCUCUCCUGUGAGACGGUGCGCAAGGGUGUCUUCGCUGCUGGUGCAGCUUUCACCUUCUUCACGGCCAUCCUGGGCGAGUUCUACUACAUCAGCUACUCAAAGUCGCGUGAUGCCGCUGGUGGUCCUCCAUACGGCGGCUCCAGCAUUGGCAUGGGCCCUUACAACUGAGGAAAUUGCUGAAGGCCGAUGAUUCGGUCACCAUGGAGUGCAAUGUUCUUGUUAACACUACCUUAGUAGUUACGGUGUAAUUGGUUAUUGGUUUUUCUGUUUCUUUAGGUUCUUUAUGAGAUUACUCGGUUGGGCUGUAUACUAUAUGGUUUAUUGGAUUGAAUUCUGGACAUGGAAUACACGUAUCGUAGUAUGCUAUGCUGUUCAAAUGUCGUACAUCUUUGCCAUGUCUAUUUGAUGUUUCCAGUCCUAGGAUGUUUGUUUCUUCUUA